UUUCACUGUAACCAGCUGCUGGACCGAUCCAAUCCCUGUCGGAGUGGAAACACGGGGGCCGACAGUCCUCGCUUUUCUUUCCUCCCUUCCCGUUUAACCUCGUCGUGCUUUGCUUUUAUUUCACCCCGCUUCUCUCUCUCUCUCUCUCUCUCUCUCUCUCCUUUUUGUUUUCCUCCGUGGACAAUUUUUCUCUCCUUCGCUUCUCUCUUUUCCUUUUGCUGUUAUUUUUUUAUAGAGAAGCUCUAUCCACUGGCUCACAGCUCUGUUUAUUUAUUUAUUAUUUAUCGGGGGUUGUUUUCCAGUCUCUCUCUCUCUUUAGUUAUUAUUUUAAUGAACAAAGACUAGGCGUGUAGAUAUUUUAUUUUUUUUAGCUAGCUAGAUGUUCCACAAAUGAGAAGACGCAAAAGAUGGAACUGCACAUUUUAGAGCACAGCCUGAAAGUAGCUAGUAUAGCGAAGGAGGGCAUCCAGAUUUGCACUCACGGAUUAAUCAAACUAGCGUUCCUGCCCUCUAAAACCAGAUGCAAAUUCUUCAGUUUGACCGAAACGCCCGAGGACUACACCAUCAUUGUGGACGAAGAUGGCUUUAAAGAACUGCCCCAGUCAGAGUAUCUUAGUGUGGCGGAUGCGACGUGGUUGGCGCUGAACGUUGUGUCGGGAGGCGGGAGUGCCACCAGCUCUCAGCCAAUAGGGGUGACCAAAAUCGCCAAAUCAGUCAUCGCCCCACUGGCUGACCACAACAUCUCUGUAUUCAUGCUAUCAACUUAUCAAACUGACUUUAUACUGGUCCGGGAGAGAGAUCUACCCAUGGUCAUGCACACCCUCUCAUCAGAGUUCACCCUCCUCAGAGUAGUGAACGGAGAGACUGUAGCCGCUAACUGCUCCGGAGUCACCAAUGGUUUCGUCAAGCCUAAACUGGUCCCUCGUCCCAUCAUUCACCCUCUCUCCAGUCCGAGUAACAUGUUCUGUGUGACGAGUCUGGACCCGGACACGCUGCCCUCAGUGGCCACUCUGCUCAUGGACGUUAUGUUCUACUCAGGCGGAGGGAAAGAGGCAGGAGCACAGAACGAGGAUUCGGACCACAUCCGCUUCUUCUCCUUCUCCCUGAUUGAGGGCUACAUCUCCCUGGUCAUGGAUGAACAGACUACUCGAAGGUUUCCCAACAACGUCCUCUUCACCAGCGCUUCAGGGGAGCUUUGGAAAAUGGUUCGCAUUGGAGGACAACCUUUAGGAUUUGAUGAAUGUGGGAUUGUGGCUCAAAUUUCUGAGCCACUGGCGACAGCUGACAUUCCAGCCUACUACAUCAGCACCUUCAAGUUUGACCACGCUCUGGUCCCUGAGGAGAAUAUCCAGAGUGUGAUUGGAGCUUUGAGGACCAAUGAGAGCACAGGACAGUGAGAGCCUCUCUUCCUCCUGAUUGGACAGGAGUCUCACGUCCCUGCUAGCGUAUUGAUAUCUCAAUGUCAAAACUCUCUUAAAGUGCCAAGAGCUUCUCCAGGACCUCUGUGUGUGUAUGUGCGUGCGUGUGUGUGUGUGUGUGUGUGUGUGUGUGUCAGGGAGGACUGUACGGGAGACGGGGGUGGGCGAUUUGGGGAUAUGUAGAGGAGGGGUAGACAACACUAGAGUGGGGUUGCUUAUAGUUUUGCAGGCAGCAUUGGGCUCCCCCUCUUCAGUAUGGAAACGGUUGUGCCAAUAUUUAUCACGCCAUGUUUGCACCUGUCCCUUAUCAUCACCCCGCCUCAAAGCAUAUUCUCUUCUACAGAGACCCUCGGCCGUCUGGUGCAACUGCAGUGUUCUGUUUGUGUAUCCCCAACCCUUUUCUGUCCCACCCCCUGCCUUAUCUGCCCCCUCCCCCUUCCUCCCUGCACCAUUUCUCACUGGGAACGAGGCCUGCCUCAGUUCCAGAGAUAUCGCAAAUCACCAGUAUGUAUUAGUGAGUGGUCUUCUGUAAAGAGAGGGCUCAGAAUGUACACCACAAACCUUUUUUUUUUGUUUGGUUUUGCUUUGCUUUCGUCUAACUCUCUGUUUCUCAUCACCCCUAAUCUUUUUCUCCACUCCACUUUGCUUACAGUGCCAAGUUACUUUUAGACCUGAAGAGACUCUUCUAAAACACAAGUAUUUCCUUUUUCCACUUUUUUCUUUGUUUCUUUCUUAUUUUUGAGAGUGCAAUAUGAAAAGUGAUUAUUGCUGAUUAGUUUGAUAGUCAGGAAAAGGACUGUCCAGCUGUCUAAGGAAAAGAAAUAUUGUUUUUUUAUUUGUUUGAAAAACAAAAACACCUGACUUUCGUUCAUUUUCCCCACACCCCCACCUCCCUCACGUAAAGCCUAUGUUCACAUUUUCGUUUUGAAUGCCAACUGGCUGGGUGAUGUAUACGUUUUCUUUGUUGGGUUUCUGAGUAGAGUGAGUGGUAGUUGAACACUAUUUCAGUUCAGUGUUUCACUUUUCACAUCUUUUCAAAGUUACAAAUAUGAAACUAGAGAAUGAAUCGUGCAAUUUACUGUACACUGUUUUUAAAACACACAUUUCUGAUGUAGAUGGACAUUUUGUUUUAUUUUGUUUUUUUGUGUUUUUCUCCUGUCCACCCCUUACAUGUGUGAAGCUGUCUUUGUGUUUUGUGAUUGGAAAGAAACGGUGGCACACUCCCUCUUUCCCCCUAUUUUUUUUUCUUUAGUCCUUACCACUCAGCAUUUCUCAAGGCUAGUUCUUCUAGCAUGGAGGACAAGGUGUGGGUAAUUAUGGUCACUUAUUGAAUGUUGUUAGGGGUCUGGAGACACCGGCGGCGUUACUUUUUAGGCCUUCUACCCUCCCAACCCAAUCUGCACUUUAUUUAAGAUCUUUCUUGGGAUCUUACUGUUCUGGUGUGAAAACAAGUGGAAAGGAAUCUUUUUUUUUUUUUUUUUAAAGAAGAAGAAGAAGAACUUUUAUCGGUCCUAGAGCAUGGAUGGGUAUUGUUUGUUUGCCACCCCCUCCCCCUUUAUCUUCUGUUAGCUCUGAUUAGCAGAAACCAUGUAUUUAUCAGUGUUAAAAAAGGGUGACCUGUUUCCUCUCUGACCAUUAAAGACAUGAAAACAGUG
Astyanax mexicanus (Mexican tetra) is the source of this 3073-nucleotide messenger RNA. RefSeq names its product cytosolic arginine sensor for mTORC1 subunit 2 (gene castor2). NCBI's taxonomy places the organism in Eukaryota, Metazoa, Chordata, Actinopteri, Characiformes, Acestrorhamphidae. The transcript is spliced from 9 exons. The record is from RefSeq and is a predicted model, not a curated record. Gene Ontology annotation, biological process: cellular response to L-arginine; negative regulation of TORC1 signaling. Bases 408 to 1397 code for a protein of 329 amino acids. Gene Ontology annotation, cellular component: cytosol.